Messenger RNA from Striga hermonthica, 675 nucleotides. Lineage: Eukaryota; Viridiplantae; Streptophyta; Magnoliopsida; Lamiales; Orobanchaceae. The record is from the annotation of a GenBank genome assembly.
AUGAGUUCGCCACCUAAAUCCCCUCGUAAGGGCUGCAACUCAGGUACAAAACGCAAAAAAGGCGGUUCGGGUCCUUCGGGAUGUUCGAGGACUUCAAGUUCAAGUACACUACGACGUGCAUCAUCGGAUGAUCCACAACCAAAACCGGGCAGUGAAAAUGCCACGUUCGAGGAAGAACCUGUGGAAACAUCUAAUGCAUAUGAAGAUGAAGAAGGAGAAUCGGAUGAACGAGAUGAUGGGGUUCCGAGAAAAAAGACUAAAAGAAGGGCAGAGGCAUGGAAGCACUUUGAUCUGAUAAGGGAUAAAAAUGGCAUGCAAAGGGCAAAAUGCAAGCAUUGUGAAAAAAGUUACGCGGCCAAUACAAAAUUGAACGGUACGUCUUCUAUGAAUCACCAUAUGAGCAAGUGCAAAGGUCAUCCUAAUAAUAAAGGUGACGAGACAAUAACCAAGUGUUGUCAAAAUAUAAGUGUGGGCACUAAAGAAGGGAGUUCUAAUUGGAAAUUUGAUCAAGAAUCUAUUAGAAAAGCCAUUGCUCGCAUGCAAUUGUCUAAGUUUAUUGUUUACUGGAGGCUGUGGGGCUGGGGGUUGAGGGGCUGGGGGCUGGGGGCUGGGGGGCUGGGUGGUGGGUUGGCUGGUGGGGCUGGGGGUUGUUGGGGCUGGGGAUUAGGUCAUUAG